Messenger RNA from Penicillium daleae, 1740 nucleotides. Its product is annotated as fungal specific transcription factor domain-containing protein. The record is from RefSeq and is a predicted model, not a curated record. The transcript is spliced from 5 exons. NCBI's taxonomy places the organism in Eukaryota, Fungi, Ascomycota, Eurotiomycetes, Eurotiales, Aspergillaceae. Gene Ontology annotation, biological process: DNA-templated transcription. Gene Ontology annotation, molecular function: DNA binding; zinc ion binding. The coding region runs from base 1 to 1740 and encodes 579 amino acids.
AUGCCGUGUUCGUACAACAAGAACUCGGGGGUGAGGUCUCCUGGAUGUCCAUCUCUAGCCGUCCCUGUUUUUGACAACCCUGGUAGCACACACCUCAACGUUCGACGGACGCAGGCCCGGCCACCUCCCAGCCGCAGCAUAUCCCAGGAUGACGAAAUGAACCGAGGCCAAGUAGUCAAGGCAAUUUCCUACGGCAUCUCAUCACUUGAACCUGUUGAUGAUAUGUCAGCGAUGCCGCCUUUCCUAUCAAUGGAUAGCAGUCCUGGUUUUCCCUGUGAUAUGAAUCAUCUGGUUUCGCUACCAUUUGUCCCAACAGUACCAGACAAUCCUAUUCCAGCGGCUAACGUCCCUUUUGCGUCCUACCAGUUUCUGAGGCUUACGCGUCUCAGCGAGUUACCAUUUGAAGAUGUAAGUUUCCUGGAGCUGAAAGGGUGUUUCCGUGUUCCCGAGUCGCCUUAUCUCGACAUCUUUAUCACGAAAUACUUCCUGUACGUCCAUCCUUGUCUUCCAGUCAUAGAUGAGGCAGAGUUUUGGAGGAUGUACCGCCCAAAGAACUCCGAUUAUCUAUCCGGCAAGAAAAUGUCGCUUUUUGUGCUCCAGGCAAUGCUGUUUGCCAGCUCUGUAUUUGUCCCUGGUCAUAUCCUCAACGCGGUGGGAUUCCACGACAUGAGGGCGGCUCGGACCGCACUCUACCAGAGAGCUAAGCUCUUGUUUGAUUUUGAUACUGAGAUUGAGGUCCUGCCAAGGGCACAGGGUGCACUUCUUCUCACAUUUCAGACCACGGCUUUGGACUUCUUUUCUGGUACACGCUGGCUCUCAGUAGCAACGCAGCUGGCUAAGUCAAUUGAAGCCGAUCUUUUCAGUCAUGACCCUAAACGCAACUACGAGACAGUGGCCAGAAAACGGUUAUGGUGGUGCAUCAUUCUUCGAGAUAGGGUCCACUCUUUAGCCCUAAGGCGCCCAACCCAGGUCAGCCUGGAAAGAGGUGGGAUUCCGACCAAAUAUUUGGAUGAGAUAGACUUGGCGGCAGCUGUGGCACAUGUGGCCCUCCCACUUCUACUCAGCACCAUCGAUUCGGGGUUUUCUUCGACCCGUCUGCAACGGGCCGGUCGGCGCCGCCAGCUACACUUUUACCAGGAGGUGAUGCGAGUACUUGGAUCUCGCUACGAAGCUGCUGAUAAAGUCUGCGCUUUCAUCGACAGCGCUCUCUCCUUUUCCGGUGCAAAACUCGGUCUCGACUUUACACCUGGUGGGAAUGAACUCCUUCGCAACGACGAAUAUAUCGAAGACCUCAGCGAUGAUGAUGAGGGCAAUCCUCUGGCCCAGCCCAGACCAGCGGCAGGAAGCCGAUUCAAGAACGUCUGCGAAUACUUUGCACGCCAACCUCGUUCCUAUCUCCGCUUGUCUUUGACGUUAGAUUAUGCGCUUUAUAGAGGCCAGUAUCCACAUCAAAGUGAUAUUGAACGGCUGUGGAGCGAUUUACAGCUUGUAGACUCCCAACAGCCAUCUGGUCUGCCUGUCCCGCCAGUUUCGCAAUGUGCAACUUCCUGGACCUUGACCGAUCACCAAAUACAAAGAGACGUGGAAUUGGAUCUUCUUGAGACUCAUGGUUCAUACCCGGAAAAAGACAUUGGCUUUGAUGACUUUGGGGAUGGGCUUGGACCCUCGAACAUGGAAUAUGUGGCGAACGGCUUCAUUUCCCCCGCAAGUCUUAUUAUAAUGAACACCCCGCUCCAAUAA